AUGCAAAUAAACAAAUUCGAGGCACUAUCUCCAUCAUCACCACCAACACCGCUACUACUGCAGCACACUUCAGUCCGUAACGACCACGACAUCGAAGCCAUACAUAUACACAGCAAUUUAAACAACAGUGAUCACACACAGACAAACACACCAACACACGGCGACACACGGCGACACGCCGACACACACACACACACACACACACAGACAGACACACAAACACACACACAAAUACAUACUGAAGAUACUAAACAGGUUUCCAAAAAGCAAAUUCUGAACAAGAAAGAAACAGCAACUGCUGCUACCACUGGUGCUGCUGCUGCAAAAAAUAACUCUCCACCUUUCUUGAUCAUACCCUCGUUCUCCUCUUCCCUCUCCCUCUUUCUCUCUCUCUUCGUAAGUAUAGUAAAGUAUUAA
Messenger RNA from Enterobius vermicularis (human pinworm), 417 nucleotides. NCBI's taxonomy places the organism in Eukaryota, Metazoa, Nematoda, Chromadorea, Rhabditida, Oxyuridae. The record is from the annotation of a GenBank genome assembly.